AAGGACAAAAUCAACACUAGCAAUACGCUGAGAAACAGCAUUAGAAGCUGCCGCCAUGAAAGGAGUAUACAAGCUUUUACCAUCUCCCGCCAUUUUUCUAACUGUAUCACCUACUCGUUUCGCCAUCAACAGUUGAAGAAGAAUGUUAAUGGCGGCGGAACCACUGAAUUCGAUUUCAAAGGGGUUAGGGUUAGGGUUAGGGUUGGGGAAAUUGAAUUUGAGAGGUAGAAAUGGAGUAUCGAUUAAAUUGGGGAGAGGAGAAUGCAAAUGGAAAGCGAGUAUGAAUUUGAUUACAAAUCCUGAUGCUUUUCAAGUUGGUCCUUUUCUUGGUAGCUAUGGCUUCUUCAAUGUUACCAGCUAUUCAGGGUUUAAAAGUGGUGUAGAUUAUGAUUAUCUGUCAGAGGAUGUGGGGAAAUUGAGAACUCAAGAUGUUGGCGAAGGUGGCGUCAAUAUCAGUUCUUUGCAGGCUCUAUGAAGGAAGAAUUACUCAAGGUUCUUUGAGAGGCACUUCUGUUCUUUUUAAGGUAUAUCCUGGACAAAGGACUGGUGGUGCUGAGGCCGACAUGAUGGCUGCCAAUGAGCUAAGUACUCAUGUUUUCCUUCAGAGCUGCUCAAAUGAAACAUGCCAGAAUCUCUUAAUGUUAUUAGGUGGAUUUGAGACAACUACUGGUGAGCAGUGGCUUGCUUUCCGCUAUAAUGGAAAAUACUCUGCAGCAGACUAUGCAAAGAUUUCCAGUGAAAAAUUGACAAAGAAUAAGUCUCUUGAUCCGCAAUCAUAUUGGAAUCCUUUUGAACAAGGGCAAACAUUUAAACGCAGAAGAUAUUUUGUCAUUAAGAUGCUCCAGGGAAUUUUCAAUGGCCUGGUCUAUAUGCAUGCCCAUGACAGAUUACACCAGAGUCUUGGACCAGCUUCUGUUGUUCUCAAUACAAUAUCUGAAAGGGAAGCACCUUACCUGGUUGCAAAACUUCGAGAUUUCGCGUUUUCAGUUGAUAUAAGCUAUUCGUCAUUAGAGAAAGGUCCUGGAUCUUUGUCUGAAGGACUUUGGAGACGAGCUAUUGCAGCUGGUGCAUAUAAUACUAUGGAGAAAAGAAACUUUGGGAUUGCAGAUGACAUUUAUGAAGCAGGCCUUCUUUUUGCAUACUUGGCUUUCGCUCCAUUUUGUGAAACUGACAUCAUGGAUAGUCUUUCUUUACAAAGGCUAGUGGAGAACACUUUUCAGCUUGAUCUCCAAGCAUUCAGAGAAUACUGUUCAGCUGAUGAUCGCUUGCUAGAGGCUGUCCAAUUCUUAGAUCUUGGUGAUGGUGCUGGAUGGGAGCUACUUCAGGCGAUGCUAAAUCCUGAUUACAGGAAGCGCCCAGUUGCUGCAGCUGUGCAGAACCAUCGUUUUGUCACUGGAGCUCUUUUGUAGAAGGUUGGUGGAGUUUGGUAUAUUAUUGAUCUGUGAUCAAGCUACAAAGCCUUGUAAACUACUAGAUACAACCCCAUUACAGUAUUUCACGAGUGCUUCCUCUUCUUCCAUGCACCUUCCUCAUAAUGAAAUUGAACUGCAACUGUUUUGAAACAGGGACAGACCAAUUGGACUUCGACUCUGCCUCACCGGCUAUGCUCUUAAUAUCUUAUGCAAGUUUGUAAUCAUUAACUUUAUAGGUGUCUUAACAUUCGCAAAGAAAUGUGUAGAUUUAGACUUUGCAUUUUCUUUGCUUUGGACCCCAACAAAGCUUGAAUACUAUAUUGUCCGUGUUGCAAAAUUUUAGGGUGGAACAUGUGGUUGGAUUUCCAAUUUUAACAACACCCCAAAUUUGACAUCUUCUUAAUACAACAUUGUGGCUUCAGUA
Molecule: messenger RNA, 1836 nt
Organism: Chenopodium quinoa (quinoa)
Lineage: Eukaryota; Viridiplantae; Streptophyta; Magnoliopsida; Caryophyllales; Amaranthaceae
Exons: 13
Coding region: 429-1409 (326 amino acids)
Biological process (GO): protein phosphorylation
Cellular component (GO): chloroplast
Molecular function (GO): protein kinase activity; ATP binding
Source: RefSeq, a predicted model, not a curated record